CCAGAAUAUUUGGUCAAGACUCGGGGACCCACCUUUCCGCCUCCACGCCGUUCCCAGACCCAGUUUGCGUAUUCGUCAGUCUCGCUUGAUUACCGACAUACACCAUCUUCUAGGGCUACCCCAUCUCUCUGUAAAAGAACAUCGUUUAUAAAAAAAAAAGGAAAUUUACACCUUCUUUCUCCCUGGUCGGAGAAAAAGCGUACCAGUGUACAGCAUUUUUUUUUUUUUUUUGGGGGGGGGCGCUCGAGAUUUCGGUUGAAGAUGGCGGAUUCGGUAUUGUUACGGAUGUUGGAGUCGGCGCUGGGGAUUUCCCUGGGCGGCUCGGUAUCGGACUCGGUGGUGGUCAUCCUGACUACGUCUGUGGCGGUGAUAAUCGGGCUGUUGGUGUUGAUGUGGAGGAGAUCGUGGGAUCGGAGUGGUACCAGGGAGGUGAAGCCGGUGGUGGUGCCCAAGUUUUCGGCCGAGGACGACGAGGUCGAGGCAGACUCCGGGAAGACUAAGGUUGCCGUUUUCUUCGGUACUCAGACUGGCACUGCGGAGGGCUUCGCUAAGGCUUUAGCUGAAGAAAUCAAGGCAAGAUAUGAUAAAGCAGCCGUCAAAGUUGUUGACCUGGACGAUUAUGCUGCGGAUGAUGAUCAAUAUGAAGAAAAGCUGAAGAAAGAGACUUUGGCCUUUUUCAUGCUGGCCACUUAUGGAGAUGGGGAGCCAACUGAUAAUGCUGCUAGAUUUUGCAAAUGGUUUACUGAGUGUAAAGAUAGGGCCCCAUGGCUUCAACAACUCAGAUACGGUGUUUUUGGCUUGGGUAACCGGCAAUAUGAACAUUUCAAUAAGAUUGGGAAGGUGGUUGAUGAACAACUUAGCGAACAAGGUGCUAAGCGUCUUAUUGCAGUUGGUUUAGGUGAUGAUGAUCAAUGUAUUGAGGAUGAUUUUACUGCUUGGAGGGAACAAUUGUGGCCUGAGUUAGAUCAGUUGCUCCGAGAUGUAGAUGAUGCAAAUACUGUAUCUACUCCAUACACAGCUGUUAUUCCUGAAUAUAGAGUAGUGAUUCAUGAUCCUAUUGUUACAUCCUGUGUUGAUAGUUACUUAAACAUGGCAAAUGGGACUGCGUCAUUUGAUAUACACCAUCCUUGCAGAGUCAAUGUUGCCGUUCAAAAAGAGCUUCACAAACCUGAAUCCGAUCGAUCCUGCAUACAUCUGGAGUUUGAUAUUUCGGGGACUGGUAUUAUGUAUGAAACUGGCGACCAUGUAGGUGUUUAUGCUGAUAAUUGUGAUGAAGCUGUUGAAGAAGCUGGAAAAUUGUUGGGUCAACCUCUAGAUUUGCUGUUCUCUAUUUAUGCUGAUAAUGAUGAUGGCACACCCCUUGGAAGCACAUUGCCGCCUCCUUUCCCCGGUCCUUGCACACUCCGGACUGCAUUGGCACGUUACACAGAUCUAUUAAGUCCUCCUCGGAAGGCUGCUCUAAUUGCUUUGGCUGCCCAUGCUGUUGACCCUAGUGAAGCAGAGAGACUUAAGUUUUUGUCAUCCCCUCAGGGGAAGGAUGACUAUUCCAAAUGGGUUGUUGGAAGUCAGAGAAGUCUCCUGGAGGUAAUGGCUGAGUUCCCAUCAGCAAAGCCUCCUCUUGGUGUUUUUUUGGCAGCAAUAGCGCCUCACUUGCAGCCCCGUUACUAUUCAAUCUCAUCCUCUCCUAGAUUUAUGUCCCAUCGAGUUCAUGUGACCUGUGCUUUAGUUUACGGUCCAACUCCCACUGGCAGAAUUCAUAAAGGAGUGUGUUCAACCUGGAUGAAGAAUGCAAUACCUCUGGAGAAGAGCCAUGGCUGUAGCUGGGCUCCUAUUUUUAUUCGACAAUCUAAUUUCAAGUUACCAGCUGAUCAUUCACUUCCUGUUAUCAUGGUGGGACCUGGUACUGGCUUGGCACCUUUCAGAGGAUUUCUACAGGAAAGAGCAGCCCUUAAAGAGGCAGGUGUGCAACUUGGCCCUGGAUUACUCUUCUUUGGAUGCAGAAACCGCCGGAUGGAUUUCAUUUACGAGGACGAGCUAAAUAAUUUUGUGGAACAAGGUGUGCUGUCAGAGCUGAUUGUUGCAUUUUCGAGGGAGGGGCCAGAGAAGGAGUAUGUUCAACAUAAGUUGAUGGACAAAGCUGCGUACGUAUGGAGCUUAAUUUCUGAGGGGGGGUAUUUCUAUGUUUGUGGUGAUGCCAAGGGUAUGGCCCGCGAUGUUCAUCGGACUUUGCAUACAAUUGUCCAACAGCAAGAAAAUGUGGAUUCAUCGAAGGCAGAGGCUAUAGUGAAGAAACUCCAAAUGGAUGGACGAUACCUCAGAGAUGUAUGGUGACAGUUCCACUUUGGUGCCGAAUGUAGAAGUCAAUUUAUUCAUCUCCAAGUCCAAGUCUCUUUGAUUGGCAAGUUCCUGCCCUCCUGGAGUUUUUAUGUAGCAGCAGAUUGGGACAAAGGUGAUGGAAACUAAAACCUGGUUUCCUACAACCCCAUCAAAGAAAAUAGGGGCCACAUUUAUUGUUAGGAACAGCAGCAUAGUAGCUCAAUGACAAAGAUUCCAGGAACAGAAUACUCCACAGGUGAUUAUUAGGUGGUGUUGGGAUUGUGUUGCAUGAAUAAUUGUAAUAGUCAAUGCUGUUAUAGCAUAUAAUAAAGCAGAACUCUGAACAUUUGAUUCAGACAGAUCGAUUCACCCAAAAUGUGUGGGGUUGCGAUCUGUAUGAUUUAGUAGUGAAAUGGUUCUGCUGGUUGAACUUAUAGACAGAAUAUUUGUGUUCCUUACCAUUGCUGCCGUUUGGCUUA
This is a messenger RNA of Juglans regia (Persian walnut), 2795 nucleotides long. RefSeq names its product NADPH--cytochrome P450 reductase. Gene Ontology annotation, cellular component: cytosol. Lineage: Eukaryota; Viridiplantae; Streptophyta; Magnoliopsida; Fagales; Juglandaceae. The annotation marks the transcript as partial. Gene Ontology annotation, molecular function: flavin adenine dinucleotide binding; NADPH-hemoprotein reductase activity; FMN binding. The record is from RefSeq and is a predicted model, not a curated record. The transcript has 18 exons.